CAUCGUCACGAAUCAUGGUGAGAAAUCCAUGUUUUGCUUUAUCCUUGCGCGACUGCUCUUGUCUGUAGUGUAAUGACGCUACUGAGCAUGCGCGGUCUCCACAAGCAUCUUGAGGCAGUUGUUGAAGGAGGCGAGGGGAAAACAGUAGCGGUGAGAAACAGGGGAGAAGUUAGAUGGCGCUUUCCUUUUGUCGCCAUAUAUUUUUGCCUUCGAGUUAGCCUCCGCUGGAAGCUUUGGACUCGAACGGUGUUUGUGUGAUUUACACUCACUAGCUUUUGCGUCAAUUCUGUCCAACAAGGUCGGACGAUGGAGGAAUCAGUGACCACCUUCGAGACUCAUUUGACGGCCGUCAUGGACAGCCUCAUCCGAGCGUCGGUGUGUGAGAUCACCAAGCUCUUCCAGGAGACGGUGGCCGACUACUUGGUGGAGCUCUCCCUCAACAGGAAGGAGAACGAGGCUCUCAAACUGCGGCUGAGGCUCACCGAGAACAAGCUGAGAACCGAGCGCAAGUACGGCAUGGGCUGGGCCGCCAGCCGCCGCAACGCUGGCCUGGCAGCUGCCGAGGAAGGAGCAGGGGGCAGAGUGAAACGAAAAGUUGAGACGGACCGCAAGUCAAAGAAGGGCCCUGCAGCAGCCUAUCGCAGACGCUGGCCUGGAGGCGUGUGGGAGGAAGGCGGAGGAGGAGGCUGUGGAGGAGCUGCAGGGAUGGCAACUGGAGGAAAAGGAGGGAAAGAUUCCAGAGAGAUGUACCUCGUCCAGCUCCCGGGGUGUGAAGAGGAUGAGGAAGGCAUGAUGCAGGAUGAGGAAGGAGAGGGCAGCCUCAGCGGCGAGGGGGAGGAGACGGCCAACAUCAAAGAGGAGUUUCCUCCAAUCGAGGGAUAUCAACCAGCCUCUCUCAGGCUAAUCAAGGAGGCUCUGAAGAUGGAGCGGCCUAACCACAACCUCCGCAGUAGUUCCAGAGCCCAAAGUGAAGGAAACAUCUCAGAUCAUCCCCUGAGCCUUGCCUCCACAAAAAAAGAGGACGACAGCUGGGACGGAGGCUCUGUGGAGCCAUCAGAGAGCGGAAUGACCAUGGAUGAACUGAGGGGCUUGGAGUCGGCUCUGAGGGCCGAGAUAGGCCGCGAGCAGGCAGCCGUGACGGCCUCCCAGGCUGUCGCCCCCGCGUCCGAGGUGGUGUUAGGCAGCAAGAUCAGCUUGCCCCCCAAGUACAUUGGACUGGAUGGGAUGGAGCAGGAAGGAGAUGUGGAGCCUCAGCCACCCACGCUGCAGCGAGAGGACCAGAUAGGACAAAGCCGGGCAAAGGACCGCGUGAGGUCCGUGGAGCUGAAGUCAGGCAGGUGCAAGAAGACCAGAGAGAACGACUCUGCUCCAAAUGGAGAUGCGGGAGCAGAGCAGGUGGAGUCCGAGCACCUCCCGCAGCCGCCUGCCUUAGGAAGUGUUGGCGAGAGUGCAGGGGAAGAGGAUGGCGGUGGCGACCUGCUCCACUUCUGUCCCCAAUGCGGGGGAGGGUUCACCACAGAGGCUGAGAUGGAGGAGCACCCGUGCCCACUAGGUGGCGCUCAUUUACAGAGCAGCGGCGGAGAGGAGAGCAUUUUCCCUUGCGCCCACUGCGGAAACACGUUCAGCCACGCAUGGGCACUCAAGAACCACGAGUGUGCCUGCGCUGCCGAGCGCCCGCACUGCUGCGAGAUUUGCGGGAAGCGCUUCACUCAUUCGCGCUCGUUGGAACGCCAUCAUCUGGUGCACACGGGCGAGAGGCCGCACCAGUGCCCAUUAUGCGGGCGGAGCUUCAGUCGCCUCGGGAACCUGGAAAGGCACCAGAGGAUCCACACGGGCGAACGUCCUUACGGGUGCGAUGCAUGCGGGAAGCGAUUCAGUCGCGUGGAGUACUUAAAGAGACACCAGCUGAUACAUAACAGUGAGAAGGCCACGCUGCAGUGUUCCGCCUGCGGGAUGAACUUUCGCGAUGUGGAGCAGCUGAAAAGCCACCAGUGUUUUUAGAAACAUCGACGAUCUGGUUGAACUGGAAAGGAAAGAGCAGCUUUUAAACUGAAUGUGGUAGAAUUUAGGUGACUCAACGUGUAUUUGUCUCACUGGUUCGCAGUCCUUUAAAAACACCUGACAAGAUUAUCAUGAAGUGACUGAAAGGAAAAGAAGCAACUACAGUAUAAGCUGGAUGGCAAUCUUUCAAUUUGUCUGCCAUUUUGACUGGAGCUAUUCUCAUUUGUAUACAGCCUAUAAUUAUUUAUAAAGAUAAAUUGUACAGUUUUAUGUUUGUAUUAAUGCUUAACUCCCUUGAACGAUGACACAAUUGUUUUUUUCCCGUGACAGGAAUUACUGUUUGUAUAUUUGUCUAUGGUCAGCGUUGAGAAAUAAACAUUUCAGUUCAACGGAACACAUACUUGCAGUAUUCUCAUGUUUAUAAUCAUUUUAAGACAAGACACAAGGGGGUGCUAAGGUGACUACAAUCAAGAUUCAGAGAAAAAGUGUAUAAUGUACUUGGUUAUUAGUAGAGUAUGUCCAGUGAUACAUUUUUUGUGACAUUUUUAAGUUAUCAGUUAUUGAAAUACACGCCUGAUCAAAAUUUUAAGAUCAGAUGAAAAAUUACAAGAAUGUGCAUUUUGCUCUCUUGGAUCCUAAGGAGGUUCAAAGUAGAGCUUCAAAAUGCAAAAAGAAGAAAUGGGAGUGAAACAAAAAAAAAAAUCAGUAAAAAAUGUAUUGCAAACAAGCAUUAAAGUGAAACAGGCUGUUCAUCACGCCAUCAUGAUCCUUUCAUGGAACAAAGGGGCAGGGGCGUCAAACGGCAGCUGGCUAUGUGGAGAUGUUGCAUGGGGGCAUCCUUCAUGACCGAAGCCUCAUCUGUGUGGUAAUGAGCGGCUUUCUCAACAGGACAACGCUGCACUUCACAAUGCUCGCCUGACAAAGGAACAGGCUCACUCUUUUGGACCAUUCUGCGUGUUCCCCUGAGAACAUUUGGGGAUGGAUGGCAAGGGAAGUUUACAAAAAUGGACAUCAAUUCCAGACAGUGGAUGCCCUCCGUGAAGCCAUCUUCACCACCUGGAGCAACAUUCCCACUAGCCUCCUGGAAACACUGGCAUCAAGCAUGCAUCCAUUUUUGAGGUGGUUAACAAGAAUGGCACAGCUUCUCAUUACU
This is a messenger RNA of Dunckerocampus dactyliophorus (ringed pipefish), 3154 nucleotides long. RefSeq names its product zinc finger and SCAN domain-containing protein 22. Lineage: Eukaryota; Metazoa; Chordata; Actinopteri; Syngnathiformes; Syngnathidae. The transcript is spliced from 5 exons. The coding region runs from base 307 to 2001 and encodes 564 amino acids. Gene Ontology annotation, biological process: regulation of transcription by RNA polymerase II. Gene Ontology annotation, molecular function: RNA polymerase II cis-regulatory region sequence-specific DNA binding; DNA-binding transcription factor activity. The record is from RefSeq and is a predicted model, not a curated record.